Molecule: messenger RNA, 627 nt
Organism: Scomber japonicus (chub mackerel)
Lineage: Eukaryota; Metazoa; Chordata; Actinopteri; Scombriformes; Scombridae
Gene: efna2a
Product: ephrin-A2a
Exons: 4
Coding region: 1-627 (208 amino acids)
Biological process (GO): axon guidance; ephrin receptor signaling pathway; osteoclast differentiation
Cellular component (GO): plasma membrane
Molecular function (GO): ephrin receptor binding
Source: RefSeq, a predicted model, not a curated record
AUGUCUAUGAUGUUGUACCAGCUCGGGCAAAGGUGUGUGAUGGAGGUGGUGGUGCUGACCAUACUGUCCUGGGUGUCCGUGUGGGCAGAAGAGAAGAUCAUAUUUGACAGACAUGCUGUCUACUGGAACAGCUCCAACCCCAAGUUCUGGCACGGAGAGUACAGGGUGGCAGUGAACAUCAAUGACUAUCUGGACAUCUACUGUCCCUACUAUGAGGGCCCUCCGUCCCAUGGGCGCAUGGAGCGCUACAUCCUCUUCAUGGUCAACCAGGAGGGCUACACUUCCUGCCAGCACCGGAUGCGUGGCUUCAAGCGCUGGGAGUGCAACCGUCCCAGCGGUCCUGAUGGACCCCUGCGCUUCUCAGAGAAGUUCCAGCUCUUCACCCCCUUCUCCCUGGGCUUUGAGUUCAGGCCUGGACACGAGUACUACUACAUCUCGUCUCCUCAUCCAAACCAUGUGGGGCGGGCAUGUCUAAAGCUGAAGGUGUAUGUCAGACCUCCAGAUGGGUCGGGAUAUGAUUCUCCAGAGCCCUUCCUGACUGAUGGAGGUCCAAGCUGGAGGCCAGGGUCCAUGGCCCUGUUAUCUGUUCUGGCCUCACUGCUCCUGGGACUCUUCUCCUGGCUGUGA